Molecule: messenger RNA, 2121 nt
Organism: Papaver somniferum (opium poppy)
Lineage: Eukaryota; Viridiplantae; Streptophyta; Magnoliopsida; Ranunculales; Papaveraceae
Exons: 3
Coding region: 1-2121 (706 amino acids)
Source: RefSeq, a predicted model, not a curated record
AUGGAUGACAAUGAUCUCUUUGAAGAUGAUUUUUUGGAUUCAAAAUACACUUGGGCUAAUGGUCAAUCAGGUGUGCAUAGAAUCCUUUGUAAGCUGGAUAGAGCUUUAACUAAUGAAGCAUGGCUUAAUAAAUUUGAGAAUUGGAGGUGUAAAUCUCUUCCCCAUGAAGUUUCUGACCAAUCUACUCUUAUUGGUUUUCCUUUUGCUAACUCAAGACCGAAAAGAGCACCUUUUAGAGUGCAAAAGAUAUGGUUUUCUCACCCUGAUUUCAUGUGCAUGGUUAUUGAGAGUUGGAAUGCUCCUGUUUCUGGAUCUCCUGCUUUUAUUUUCCAUUUCAAGCUCAAGAGAUUAAAGGCUGCCAUGAAAGAAUGGAAUUUAUGGGUCUUUGGCAAUGUUUAUGCAAAUAUCAAGCAGGCUAAGUUGACUAUGGAAGUUGCACUUCGUAUUUCAGACGAGGAUCCGGAAGACAUUACUAAGCUGAAUUCUGCCAAAAAAGCUUCAGUUACUCUUCAGGAAAUUCGUUCUCAACAUUCCAUUAUGUUGAAGCAAAAAUCGAGAAAUAAAUGGCUUAUUGAUGGUGCUAGUAAUACUUCUUUCUUUCAAACCAAUAUUCGAACUCGCAGGAGCAGUAAUAUGAUUUCGGAAUUGGUGGAUGAUAAUGGGAAUGUUCUCACAGAUUGUGAUCAAAUUAGAGACUACGCGGUUUCUUUCUUUGAGUCUAAAUUUAAUGGUGCUGAAUUACCUAUUGAUGAGGAUUUAUUUCAUUAUGAUCAUAGCAGUAUUUCUUCUGAAGAUAGUCAGAGAAUGGAUGAAAUUCCUACUAUGGAAGAGAUAAAGACUGCUAUUUUUGAUCUUGGCGUUGAUAGUGCUCCUGGACCUGAUGGUUUCUCUGGUUGCUUCUAUAGGCAUUGUUGGAAUGUGCUUCAACAAGACCUUUACAAUGCUAUUACUUAUUGCUGGCAAGAGAAAAUAAUUCCCCAAGGUACUAAUUCUAGUCUUUUGAUUUUAUUAUCCAAGAGGAAUAAGUUGCUUUUAGAAAGGAGAAACAUCCAUGAAAACAUUAGUGUGGCAUCGGAGAUGAUUAAUGAUCUUAAAACUAAGCGUAAAGAUAGAAAUGUGGGUCUUAAACUUGAUAUCACUCAAGCCUUUGACACGGGUAACUUGAGGAGUUUGCAUAAUCUUCUUGCUUUACUUGGUAAAUAUCAAACGGCUUCAGGCCAAACUGUUUAUCAUCAAAAGAGUAAGGUUUACUAUGGUGGUGGUUCUUUGAGUCGCUGUAGAACAAUCACUAAUUUACUUGGUAUGAAAGUUGCUACUUUUCCAGACAAGUAUCUAGGUGUUCAAAUUAUGCCUGGAGCUGUCAAGUAUAGUCACAUUAGCAAUGUGAUUGAUAAAAUAAAGAAUCAACUUGCUAUUUGUAAAGGAAAAUUGCUCUCUUUUCAAAACAUAUUUGUUCUUAUUAAUUUGGUGAUUUCUAGCUAUGCCAUUCACAACAUGGUUGUUUAUAAAUGGCCUAAGAAGUUCAUUCAACAAGCUGAGAGGGUUAUUCGCAACUUUCUUUGGUCCGGAGAUGCCGAGGUUGCCAGAAAAUUUGUUGUCGGUUUUCCUAAGGUUUGCUGCCCUUUGAAGGAAGGUGGUUUGGGUACUACAAGCAUGGCUGUCACUAAUGAGGCAUUACUUAUGAAGUUAUGGUGGAGCAUUCGUUCUUCUAGCAAGAAAUGGGCUCGUUUCUUAUGGGCGAAAUAUACUUCUCGUCUAGGUAGAAUUAAGAAAUAUGGUGUGAAUUCUUCGAUUCUUUCGGGCAUUAGACUAAUUUAUCCUACUGUGGACAGAAAUACCAAAGUGCUUCUUGGUGAUGGGAGGAAUACAUCUCUUUAUUUUGAUGUUUGGUAUGGUAAUGAGUGUAUUACCGAUAUGCUAGGAGACAAUGAUCUAGAUAGUACUGUCAUGGUUAGUGUUGUUAUUGUUAAUAAUGCUUGGCAGGUGCAGGGAGAUCAUGCUAAGAAUUUAGCCAGGGCUGGAGUUGAUCUUAAUAAUCUGCCAGUUUUGCAAGGUGGAGCUGACAUCAGAGUUUGGAUGCCUGAUUUAUAUGGUAAAUUCACUGUGCGAUCAGCAAAAUAG